Molecule: messenger RNA, 1425 nt
Organism: Aspergillus aculeatus ATCC 16872
Lineage: Eukaryota; Fungi; Ascomycota; Eurotiomycetes; Eurotiales; Aspergillaceae
Product: ammonium transporter
Exons: 5
Coding region: 1-1425 (474 amino acids)
Biological process (GO): ammonium transmembrane transport
Cellular component (GO): plasma membrane
Molecular function (GO): ammonium channel activity
Source: RefSeq, a predicted model, not a curated record
AUGGCUGCGCCGGUCUAUAAUGCCUCAAUGCCCGAGGGCGGCGACCCGCUCACCGUGGAUGUCAACGCCCAGUUUGUGGGUUACGAGUAUAAUUAUGUCUACAUCGUCGCGUGCACCUUUAUCGUGUUCAUGAUUCUGCCGGGGAUCGGCUUGUUGUAUAGUGGUUUGACGCGGAGGAAGUCUGCGAUGGCCUUGCUGUUCCAGGCUUUCAUGGUUCUUGCGGUCUCAACAUUUCAAUGGCUAUUUUGGGGGUACUCGUUGGCCUACUCGAGAGAUGGAGGCCCAUUCAUUGGCACGCUGAAGAAUUUCGGCUUGAUGGAGGUCCUUGUAGCCCCCUCGCCUGGCUCGGCCGUCCUGCCAGAAGUGGUGUUUUGCCUGUUCCAACUGCUCUUUUGCGCAUGCACAGUGAUGAUCGUUGUUGGUGGCACUUUUGAGAGAGGCGCUAUCCUCCCUUCGCUCAUCUUCAGCUUCUGGUGGGCUACGGUCGUCUACUGCCCGUUGGCUCGCUGGACCUGGAGCAGCAACGGAUGGCUGUACAACCUUCCCGCCAUUGACUUUGCGGGUGGCGGUCCGGUGCAUAUCGCUUCCGGUGUCUCGGCCUUAGCCUAUGCUUUAGUUCUCGGCAAAAGGAGGGAUUACGGAGCACCUUCUUUCCGCAAACCUCACAACACUACACUCAUUUUUCUGGGAACCGUCUUGAUUUGGACUGGCUGGCUUGGUUUCAAUGGCGGUUCAAGUCUCAAUGCGAGCAUGCGUGCCAUGGUGGCCGUCUUCAACACCAACACGGCCGGAUGCACAGGUAUCCUCGGCUGGGUAUUGGUGGAUAUGAUCAAGCACCGCGGAAAGUUCUCUAUAGUUGGUGCUUGUGAAGGUGCGAUCGCCGGGUUGGUCGGAAUCACCCCAGCUGCCGGCUGCGUGUCGUUCUGGCUCGCUGCGUGCAUUGGAUUCAUCACCGCGGUUGUCUGUUCCCUUCUCCAGAACGUGAACGAGUGGAUCGGCGUCGACGAAGGCUUGGAUGUUUUCAAACUCCACGGCAUUGGUGGAAUGGUGGGUGCAUUUCUGACAGGGUUGUUCGCCAGCCAGAAGAUUUCGGCCUUGGAUGGCAGCAGUCUGGCACCCGGAGCGAUCGAUGGAAACGGAGUGCAAGUUGGAAAACAAAUCGCGGAGAUCUGCGCCAUCUCCAGCUAUUCGUUCGUGGUGACCUGCGCUCUGCUGCUGAUUCUCAAGUACAUCCCGGGCAUGAACCUUCGGGUCAGUGAGGAAGCCGAGUUGUUAGGGUUGGAUCAGACCGAGUUCUUCGACGAGCAAAUCGGGGACUGGUCGAUCACUGAAGGAAGUACUAGUCCUACCUUGAUCGGAGUGUCGCAGAAUUCAUCCGGCUCCAUCACGAAGGAGGAGUGCCAGGUGAAGGGGAGCGGGGUAUAG